Molecule: messenger RNA, 4305 nt
Organism: Panthera uncia (snow leopard)
Lineage: Eukaryota; Metazoa; Chordata; Mammalia; Carnivora; Felidae
Product: WAS/WASL-interacting protein family member 1-like
Exons: 2
Coding region: 1-903 (300 amino acids)
Source: RefSeq, a predicted model, not a curated record
AUGGCUGAGGGCUCCGCCGCCACGGCCGCGGCGGCCUCCGCUCCGGGGCUACGGGCGGGCGGGCGAGGAGGCGGCCGGCCGUGGGGAAGGAAGGCAGAGGGAGGAAGGCGGCGGGCGGGCGGGCGGGGGGGAGAGGGGGCGGGCGGCGGGGGGAAGGGGCGGGCGCGGCGGCGGCGGCGGCGGGCUUCCCCGCCUCCUCGCCUCGGUGCGCCCCGCGCUCGCUCGGCCGCUGCUCGCCCCGGCGCCCCGCCUCGCCGCGCCUCGGCCGCCCGCUCUGGCCGCGCCUCCUCCCGCCCUCCGGGCCGGCGCUCCGCUUCCCCCUUCCUCCUGCGCCUCCGCCUCCUUCCACACAAAUACCAACUCCUCACCCCGAGCCCAGAUCUCGCCGCCGCCGCCGCCGCCACACUCCGCUCGGGCUCGGCCUCGCGAGACUUCCGCGCUGGCCUCGGCCCGCCCCGCCUCGCUCCCACUCGCCCACUGGCCCUCUCGCUCCUCCCCCUCUGCCAAUCGAUCUGCCCGUUCGCCGUCGUGGCCCCGCCCACUCACCCGGGCUCCUCCCGGAUUGGGGUCGACGGGGCGGCCCCCGCGCGCGCCGGAUGGCCGCGGCGCGUGACGUCAGCGCGCCGCCACCGCCCGCCGCCGAGAGUCGCGCGGCUCCCGCCCUCCGCGGUGCCACAGCAGCGAGACCCGCCGCCCCGGGCCCGGGCCGCACUCGGGAGCGGGGCGUCGCCGCUGCAGCCGCCGCCUCGGGAGCCGACUAGAAACCCAUGGUUAAUCACAAGCGUCUUCAGCAUCCCGUCCUGCUUCUGUCUGAUAAAACUUCACCCUUGGAUCAACCCACCUCUGUCUCUGCGCUUCUGGAAUUCUGGGACCCACUGCAGGAGACACCGCUCAUGUAUGUAGACUUCUGCCAUAACGUAUGGUCUCCAGCGUCAGCUAUGUUGUUUAAAUUUUUUUUUAAUGUUUUAUUUACUUUUGAGACCGAGAAAGACAGAGCAUGAGAGGGGGAGGGGCAGAGAGAGAGAGGGAGACACAGAAUCCAAAACAGGCUCCAGGCUCUGAGCUGUCAGCACAGAGCCCUACAUGGGGCUCGAACUCACAAACCGCGAGAUGAUGACCCGAGCCGAAGUCGGACGCUUAACUGACUGAGCCAUCCAGGCGCCCUCUCCUGGUCUUUAAAAACAAGCCCCUGUCUUGACCCUGUGUCUCUGUAGCUGUAGCCUGUCUCCUGUUCCCAGCUAAGCGUCCCGAGCCCGUCUGUGCCACCCCAGGCCCUGUGUCUCCCGGCGGUCUACCGGACAUUCCAUCACUGGCCACACAGGCGGAGGCUUUCUGACCUGCUUCCUCGCCUUCUCUUGCACCCAACACCGGCCGCUACUCUGUCCCUGGACUUGUCACCUCGGCUGUCUGCACCGCUCAGCUCGGUCUCCCCCUUCUCACUUCUCCUGUUGCCACUCUCCGUGUUCCGCGCGCUCUGCUGGGUCAUCGGGUCCCCACGUGUGGCCCCAACAGCCACCUGCGUGCUGACCGCUCUUAGCUUCCGUCUCUAUUCUGUUCACCCCGCUGUCCCAGAUGGCCCCAUGCACUGUCCCGCAGCACCCUGGACGCACCACCCGCCUAACCACCUCUCCGUCCACGCCAGCCCUGCUCUUCCAGCGGCUUCCCUCACCACCACACUCACUUGCAGUGAAUUUGGGAAUUCACCCUGGACUCCUCGCUCCCUCAUCCCCCGUGUGUAGCCACCAACUCCUAAUGAGUUUACUUCCAAAAUAUUUUUUAAAGCCCGCUUUUCUCCAUUCCCGCUCCUACCGUCCUCACGGAGGCUCUGGCUCCCUGUCACCUGCCCUUUGGCCAGCCCGCUGCUGCGCCUGCCACCGGUCCUCCUGCGCCAGGGGUCCCCUGAAUUUUUCUAACGUGCAGAGGGGACCACAUCGCUCCCCGCUUCAAACCUCUGGGGCUCCGGGCGCCUCGGGACGGCCGGCUCCUCCGCGAGGCGUUUCUAACCUUUCCGCCUAGUUUACUCGCCUUCCUGCCACCUGCAGACCCUGUUCAUUUCCCUCUGCCUAAAACAGCCUUUCCCGCCUCCUUCUACUUUACUCAUCUUCCAGAACUGCUCAGGUGAUCUCUCCGGGAAGCUUUCCUUGGAAGGGUAUUUCCACAGUCACAGUUACCAUUGUUCUCACUGUAAUGAACAUGGCUCUCACCCGGUCUGCUUUUCUCACAAAAUCACACAUUCCUUAAGGGCAAGGACAGUGUCUGGUUUGCCUGUUGCUCCCAGAGGAACAGGGCCAGCCCAGUACAGGACACACGGGGGGCCUGUCUGAGCAGAACUACCCAGUGGUGUGGUUGCCUUGUCCUCUUCCCUGCUGCACGUGGAACGAAGCCCAGGGUCCUUAGCUGGGUUUCAAGGAAACCUGGUGUAGCAAAAAAACCAAAUAAAUAAGAGACCUGGAUUUGAAUAUUUGUCUCACCAUGGAUGAAUUAACUAAGAGAUCUUAGAUGAGUUUCUUAACCUCUCGGGUCAGUUUCUUUAUCUGUAAAAUAGGAAUGUUGACGUUCAAGGUUGUCGGAAUGGCAGAUUGUAAUAAAAUAUACAGUGCUCCUGGCUAUAGUAGGUGCUUAGUAAAUUCCCUCAUUGUUACGGCUUUCCCUGCACCGUCCUGCUCCACCUCGACCCCCUCCCCCAACACCCAGCCUCACAAAAGUUGUCUUGCUUCCCUGCCUUUGCUCCGUCCGUUAAGGAAUGCCUUCCUCAUGUCCAUCAGCGUCCACUUGGUUCGGAUCCUGCCUCACGGCAGGCCCCCAGUUAGAAAUAACCCCUUCGCUGGUCUCCAGUCCCCCAUACAUGUGAUAUUCCCAGCUGAUGACCAGCUAGCGGUCUUCUAACUACCUGUAGGCGGUUCCUGGGUUGGAAGCUUCUGGAAGGCAGGGAUGUUUCUUCUUAGUUUCGCAGGUCUCCAUGCUUCUGAGCACUCAGGGCCUGGAACAUCCUAAAUGUUAAGUGAGGGGCUGUUUACUUUGACGGGGAUUGGGAGGUUGGAAAAUGCUUCUUUGCCGGGUUAAACUGUUGUCGGCGUCUUAAAGGAAUCAAACCCUCUGGGAACUCUGAAUUCUAGCUUACCCAGCCUACUUGUCCGUAAGAUUUUUUUGCCAGAGGUGAACGUUCCCAUUUGCAAGCAAGUAAACAAGUGUCUGGAAAUUAGACAUCAUUCUAGAAAAUCCAUGUCAAACACGGUGAAAAAUCAUCAGUCUUGAAAUUAGUUUAUAAUGUGAAGAAAGCAAAGCCUGUUGUUUGCUCCAAGCUACAGGAAAGUGAUGUGUAUUUCCAAUUAUUUCUCAAAGGCAUAUUCAAAAAGGAAAUUCUUUAAGUAGACUGUGCUUUGGGAAGAUAAUCUCAUCUUGACCUGCUGAAAGGAAGCUGACACAAUCUCCUCCCGCCCUUUUAUUUUAAAAAAAAAUUUUUUUAACAUGUAUUCAUUUUUGAGAGAGAAAGACAGAAUGUGAGUGGGGGAGGGGCAGAGAGCAAGGGAGACACAGAAUCAGAAGCAGGCUCCAGGCUCUGAGCUGUCAGCAAGGAGCUCAACGCGGGGCUCGAACUCAUGGACCGCGAGAUUAUGACCCGAGCUGAAGUGGGACGCUUCAUCCACUGAGCCACCCAGGCAUCCCAGCCCUUUUAUUUUUACAUUUUAUUUAUUAUUUUAGAGUUUUUAUCUAUUUAAGUAAUCUCUACACCCAACAUGGGUCUCAAACUCAGGACCCCAAGAUCAAGAGUCGCACGCUCCACCGACUGAGCCAGCCAGGCGCCCGUCAUCCAUCCCUUUUAAAGCGAAUGGUGUUGGCAGGUGAAAUCCCAUCACACCCACCACAGCAAAGAGAGUCUACAUGAAAAGACCAUUUCCUGUGGAAAUAAGCGCCUUAUUGAUUGAUGUAUCAAUCCAACGGUUAGCAGGUUGGCAAUGCUGUUUGCAGACAGAGGUGUUUUAGGACCUGCUUGCACACAUCUGUCACAGCCAUUAAGUGGUGAUUUCCCUUGGACACUGCUCAUCCCCUUUCCCCCCAGACCAUUGAAUUCUCCAUGCAAAGCCUACUCAUUGAGAGAAGAGAAGCAGUCCCCUUGUGGCUGCGACCCAGGCAGGUAGCCCUGUCCAGCAGGGAGCUUAUGAUGUCAGAGUUUAUCUAAACUCCUCUCUUGCAGCGUUCAGGGUGGCAAACUAGCCAAAUUCAAACUUGUUUUUAUAGGAUCCAAAUUUAGCAACUUGUAUACAAAAUGUAACGGGUAAACCUCCGCCCUAUAAACUACUUCUG